AUGGCUCCAGCGCGACAACAGCCGCCUCCGCCAUUCAGCAAGGACGAAAAAGUCCUGUGCUUCCACAUGGACAUGCUUUAUGAGGCCAAGAUUAUGGAUGUGCAGCCUGCGGAGAAGCCCAAUGAAGGAUAUCGGUACAAGGUUCACUACAAAGGGUGGAAAAACACGUGGGACGACUGGGUGCUGGUGGACCGCAUCCGCCCCUUUGACGACGAGCACAAGGAGCUGGCGGCGCAGCUUCACGCGCAGCUCAAGACUAGCAUGCAGAAGACGGCAAAGGUGCCCAAGAAGGUCGUCAAGAGUGGCGGCGAGUCGGCCCGCGGCAGCGAGGAGCGAAGUUCGGCCGUGACCCAGGGAGGUCGGGGCGGUCGAAGAGGCAAGGACUGGGAUCUUGAGCAGCGCCCAAAGUUUAGUGGUCUUGUUUUCCUCGUCGUCCUAUUCCUUUCUUCCUACAGACGGCUUCUCUCCUUACUUCGACAUCCUUCUUCUCAAUCAUCAACAUUCUCAUUAUUCACUACUUGCGUUUUUGCGACGCCCUUGUACAACACUUCUUUCUCGCUCGAAUUCUCCAUGAACACCAACCGCCUCCCCUCCGAGCAGACUCUUGCAUCCAACUCUCAAGGGCGUAUGGAGGACUCUCUUCCUCUUCCUUCUGCCGAGCCUGGCUUUCCACCACGGGCUCGUGCCGGGAGCCCAUCACCGGCUCCCGAAGGGCAAUCCGAUCCGGCUUCGCAGCCCAAGAAGAUCCGGAUUAAGCUCAUCGUCAACAAGGAGGCCCGGAUCAAGCCUGUUAACAAAAGGAGGCCCCGGCAAAAGACCAUUUCCAAGAGGAAGCCUCCAGUCAAGAAGCCUCCGGUCGAGAAGCCUCUGGUCGACGAAAAGCCUUUGGCUUCGCAGCGCAAGAAGAUUCGGAUUAACCUCAUUGUCAAGAAGGAGCCUCUGCCCGAGGAGCCCUUGGUCGACGAGAAGUCUUUGGUCGACGAGAAGCCUUUACCUGAGGAGCCUCUGGCCCAGAUUAGCGGCAACAAGCCCCCAACCAAGAUCAAGCUCAAGCUCAAUCCCACCCGCAAGCCAAUGAUCAACAUAUCCGUUCCUGAUCAUGUGCAGGCCAUGCUAGUUGAUGAUUGGGAGAACAUUACCAAGAAUAACCAGCUUGUUCCUCUGCCUCAUCCCAAGCCUGUGUCCAAAAUCUUUGAGGAUUAUCUUGCUGUUGAGCGGCCACGCAGAGAAGAGGGUUCUUCGAGUAUGGACAUUUUGGAGGAGGUAAUUGCCGGCUUCAGGGAAUAUUUCGAGAAGGCUCUUAGCAGAAUACUUCUCUACAGAUUUGAACGCCACCAGUACAUGGAUGUGCGGAAACUUUGGGAUAACGCGGAGGAGAACUCACAGUACAAGAAUGUCUGCGAUGUAUACGGGGCCGAGCAUCUUGCCCGCUUAAUCGUCUCCUUACCUGAACUCCUCGCACAGACGAAUAUGGACCAGCAAUCAGUGUCACGCCUCAGAGAAGAGAUUGGAAAGUUCACCUCUUGGCUAGGGCGCAACUGUGAAACCUACUUUGUUAACGAGUACGAGACUCCAUCCCAAGAGUACAUUGACAAAGCGCGGAGCUUUUAG
Messenger RNA from Trichoderma gamsii, 1611 nucleotides. RefSeq names its product mortality factor 4-like protein 1. The record is from RefSeq and is a predicted model, not a curated record. The coding region runs from base 1 to 1611 and encodes 536 amino acids. Gene Ontology annotation, biological process: chromatin organization; regulation of DNA-templated transcription. Lineage: Eukaryota; Fungi; Ascomycota; Sordariomycetes; Hypocreales; Hypocreaceae. Gene Ontology annotation, cellular component: NuA4 histone acetyltransferase complex; nucleus; Rpd3S complex. The transcript has 5 exons.